AGAUGGCAUUUCUUGCGCUGCACGUGUUGAUUGGGAUAUUUAUUUACGUUGGCAGUGUAAAAGGAUCUUCCCAGCCUCAAGCAAGGGUGUUUUUAACAUUCAAUGAGCUCCAAGAAACGAAGACCUCCGAAUAUCACAGAAUAUCCCACAGUCCCCUAGAUUACAGGAUAUUAUUCAUGGAUGAAGAUCAGGAUCGGAUCUACGUGGGCAGCAAAGAUCAUAUUCUGUCUUUGAAUAUUAAUAAUAUAAGCCAGGACCCUCUCAGUAUUUUCUGGCCAGCGUCAGCAAACAAGGUUGAAGAGUGCAAAAUGGCUGGCAAAGAUCCUACACAUGGGUGUGGAAAUUUUGUCCGUGUGAUACAGUCGUACAAUCGCACACACCUGUACGUCUGCGGCAGCGGCGCCUUCAGCCCUGUAUGUGUGUAUGUCAACAGAGGACGCAGGUCAGAGGAACAAAUCUUCAAGAUCGACUCCAAGUGUGAAUCAGGAAAGGGACGCUGUUCUUUCAACCCUAAUGUGAACACGGUGUCUGUUAUGAUCAAUGAAGAGCUUUUUUCAGGAAUGUAUAUUGAUUUCAUGGGGACGGAUGCGGCGAUUUUUCGGAGUCUGACGAGGAGGAAUGCAGUGCGAACCGACCAGCACAACUCCAAGUGGCUGAGUGAGCCUAUUUUUGUGGAUGCUCAUGUUAUCCCAGAUGGCACUGACCCCAACGAUGCCAAAAUCUACUUCUUCUUCAAAGAAAGACUCACAGACAACAGUGGCAGCACAAAGCAAAUUCAUUCAAUGAUUGCAAGAAUAUGCCCGAAUGACACCGGUGGUCAGCGUAGUCUUGUGAACAAGUGGACAACAUUCUUGAAGGCAAGACUUGUAUGCUCAGUCAUGGAUGAAGAUGGAACAGAAACGUACUUUGAUGAAUUAGAGGAUGUGUUUCUUCUAGAGACAGAUAACCCAAGAACAACACUUGUGUAUGGAAUUUUUAUAACAUCAAGCUCCAUAUUCAAAGGCUCAGCUGUGUGUGUGUAUCAUCUGUCUGACAUCCAGACUGUGUUCAAUGGGCCAUUUGCACACAAGGAGGGCCCAAACCACCAGCUGAUUCCAUAUCAGGGCAGAAUUCCGUACCCGCGACCUGGCACUUGUCCGGGAGGAGCCUUCACACCUAAUAUGCGGACAACCAAAGAGUUUCCAGAUGAUGUUGUGACCUUCAUCAGAAAUCACCCUUUGAUGUUUAAUCCCAUUUACCCAAUACACAAGAGGCCAUUAAUCAUCCGUAUAGGAGCCGACUACAAGUAUACAAAGAUUGCUGUGGAUCGAGUGAAUGCUGCUGACGGAAGAUAUCACGUCUUGUUUCUAGGAACAGAUCAAGGAACUGUGCAAAAAGUUGUUGUCCUACCCACCAACUUCUCUGCAAGUGGAGAACUUAUUUUAGAAGAGAUGGAGGUUUUUAAGAGUAAUUCUCCUAUAACAACAAUGAAGAUAUCAUCUAAAAAGCAACAGUUGUAUGUGAGCUCAGAUGAAGGGAUCACCCAGGUAUCCUUGCAUCGCUGCCACAUCUAUGGGACUGCCUGUGCUGACUGCUGCCUAGCCCGAGAUCCAUACUGCGCCUGGGAUGGCAACUCCUGCUCCAGGUUUUAUCCCACAGGGAAGAGGAGGAGUCGUAGGCAAGAUGUGAGACAUGGAAACCCUCUGACUCAGUGCCGAGGUUUCAACCUGAAAGCAUACAGAAACGCUGCAGAAAUAGUUCAGUACGGAGUGAAAAACAACACCACCUUUCUUGAAUGCACACCCAAAUCUCCUCAGGCCUCUAUUAAGUGGCUGCUACAGAAGGACAAUGACAGGAGGAAAGAGGUCAAGCUGAAUGAGAGGAUCAUAUCUACUGAGCAAGGACUCCUCAUUCGCUCUGUCCAAGACAGCGACCGGGGACUUUACCACUGCAUCGCAACAGAGAACAACUUCAAGCAGACCUUAGCAAAGAUCAAUUUCAAAGUGUUAGAUUCAGAGAUGGUGGCCUUCAUGACUGACAAAUGGUCCCCUUGGACAUGGGCCAGCUCGGUGCGAGCGCUGCAGUUCCACCCAAAGGACUUUGUGGGAGCUUUCAGCCACUCAGAAAUGCAGAUGAUUAACCAGUACUGCAAAGACAGUAGACAGCAAGGUCAGCAGAGGGAAGAAUCCCAGAAGAUGAGAGGGGACUACAGCAAACUAAAGGCCCUUAUCAAUAGCAGAAAAAGUAGAAACAGAAGGAAUCAAUUACCUGGAUCUUAAUUUUAUUUUGUAGUAAUAGAUAUCCUUGUCCUCACUGUAGGGGGCUUAUAUUUGUCUAUUGAGAACAAAUUUGAGCAAAUCUGGUAAAAAAAUAAAUGUAAAUCCAGCAAGCUUCAGAAAAGAUGCUUCUCCCAGUAAAAUGCAGUGUAACUUAACUAAAGAAAAUAAUUCAGAGCAUUUUCUUUCCUCAGUGCUGACUAACGCUAGCUUGGGCUCUGUCCUAGAAGCAGAACUGGGUAUUCGUCUUAAACCAGAUUCACCUUUAACAUCUCAGUAUUUAAUUACAGCUGAAUAGAAAGUUUUACAAAAUCAAUGCAUUAUCUUGCAACUCUGG
This is a messenger RNA of Opisthocomus hoazin, 2592 nucleotides long. The record is from RefSeq and is a predicted model, not a curated record. NCBI's taxonomy places the organism in Eukaryota, Metazoa, Chordata, Aves, Opisthocomiformes, Opisthocomidae.